CUCUCCUCUCCUCUCCUCUUCUGAUGAGAGUGAGGGAUGGGGGAGGGGUCCCAGCUCCUAGCACUUUCUCCCCUCACCCCAAAGUGCCAUCAGAACAGCUCUGGGCUGUGACAUCACAGAGCCCCCACCUCAUGAUAGGAGUCAUGAGGCUGUGGCCAUGGGUGCUGGUGUGGGUGUGGCUGGCUGCACUAGGGGCCAUAGAAACUGCCCCCAGACCCAAGCGUGCCACGGCGUCAGCCCUGGGGACAGAGUCUCCGCGCUUCUUAGACAGACCUGACUUCUUCGAUUAUCCGGACUCAGACCAAGCCAGGCUACUGGCUGUGGCCCAGUUUAUUGGAGAGAAACCCAUCGUGUUCAUUAACUCAGGUUCCAGCCCCGGGCUCUUCCAUCACAUCCUGGUGGGCUUCCUGGUGGUGGCGUUCUUCUUUCUCCUUUUCCAGUUCUGCACCCACAUAAACUUCCAGAAAGGGGCCUAAAGAGCCGGACAAGGACUCUGGACUCAACCUGAGCACCCACACCCACCUCCUCUCCUGUUGAUGAGCAAAAGUUCCCUGCUUUCCUCCUCCCUGACUGCCCAGCGAGCAGCCGGGGAUCCUGUCCCCUCUGUUUCCCAUGGCCCAAGCCCCCCACCUCCUCCCUUCCCAGCCCCAAAGAACUUGGUGGCAAGGGCCUUGGUGGCGUUCACGCAGAUCGUCUUUUAUUAGCGGUCUGUAAAGCACCUCCCAGGGUCCCCCGACCCCAGAUUGGAGGAAGCCUUGAGAGGUCAGUAGCACCAGGGACAUGGCAGGGCCCGAGGGCGCGAUGUGCAGCCGAUGGUGAGGGACUGGGCGCCCUCGCCUGCCCCCGGGGUUGUCAGCACUGGGAAGGCUUGGGGGUAGCAGCCACCUCCUUCCCCCAACCCAACAGACUAGUUCAAAUUUGGGUAAAUAAAUAAAAUAAAUAAGAUUCCUCAA
This is a messenger RNA of Pan troglodytes (chimpanzee), 953 nucleotides long. RefSeq names its product chromosome 16 C16orf92 homolog (gene FIMP1). Lineage: Eukaryota; Metazoa; Chordata; Mammalia; Primates; Hominidae. The transcript has 4 exons. The coding region runs from base 24 to 476 and encodes 150 amino acids. Gene Ontology annotation, biological process: fusion of sperm to egg plasma membrane involved in single fertilization. The record is from RefSeq and is a predicted model, not a curated record.